Messenger RNA from Anopheles gambiae (African malaria mosquito), 1190 nucleotides. Its product is annotated as protein nutcracker. Bases 264 to 1115 code for a protein of 283 amino acids. NCBI's taxonomy places the organism in Eukaryota, Metazoa, Arthropoda, Insecta, Diptera, Culicidae. The record is from RefSeq and is a predicted model, not a curated record. The transcript has 2 exons.
GCAAUGUUUACAACUUGUCAAACUGCCUACCGCAAAAGCCGAAGCUGGCUGUGUGUUUUCAGUGUUUACGUUGGAAAACUACAAAUUAGAAAGCCGUCGCGUUCAAUUUAAGUUCCAAGCUUUUCUACCUUUAUUAUUGUGCCACAACGCGUUAGAAUAGCUGUGUGCGUGGCGCCAGAAUCAGGCCUUCUUUAUCGUCCUUCGUGGAAUAGCAAAGUGCUCUCCGGCACAGCUGCGCUGGAAUAGCUGACUCAUAGCCGGCGAUGGAUAGCGAUGCGAGUGAAAAUAAUUCGGUCCCGCUGGACAAAACUAACGAUGAGCUGCAGCGGAGCCGAUCCCCUCUAGAGACAGUAGCGGAGGAAGCAGAAGGAUAUCAGCCCAUUCUGGUCACACCGGCGACGGAAUGGAAGUCGCUACCGCUUCUGGUGGAGGACAGCAGCCGGGUGCUGCUGGCACCGUCGCUCCAGCUUGCCUUGCGCCAUUUUUUCACCCACUGCGGCAGGGACGUCAUCGAGAUAAGCCGGUCCGAUCUGAUGAUAGUGCUUAUCUAUGUGAUCGCCCUCGAGACGGGCCUGAUACCGAAGGGUGGCUCACUGCCGCCGAGCUGCCGGCCGGGGAAGCAUCACACCACCUACCGCUCGUUCGAUAGGCGGCUGGUGAACCAUUUCGCGUCGCGCCUCCCGCUCGACUGGUUCGGCGCCCGUGCCGGCCCGUACCGGUUCGAGCUGGAGCUGGUGCACGAAAGUGCCACCUGCAGCAAUCUGAGCUGCACGCUGGUCGCCCUGUCCAGCGGUGACCUGCUGAUCGUGAACCUGCUGCCCUUUUACGGCCAGAAGGCAGGCUUUUCCGUCACGGUACCGAUCAGCUUCCACGUGCCGGCGGUCAAUGGCAACCGGUUGCCGCUCUGCUACCAGAAUCUGUCGGGGCUUUCGGUGAAGCUUAAGAACGAGCUGUUCGUCCCGUUUCGCAACCACAUGUACUCGAAGUUUGUUUUCACCAUCAGUCCGUCGCUGCGCGGUCUACCGCAGGAGCUGGUAGCCAGGGUGAUGGAGUACUUGGACGAACCCGCCCGUCGCAAGCUGAUGGAAGUGUUGACGAUGUUACCUGCAGUAUAGUGUACAUAGCUUUGUAUAUAGUAUAGAUAGUGUUAACACAAUAAAGUGCAUUCAAAUUGCUACCCCCGCUUGUAA